CCACGCCACAGCAGGUGAGCCCCUGGGGGGUCUGCCGCGGAUGAAAGCUCUGCGAGUGCGUGGCACCACCCCUCGUGAACACCCGUGGGAGGCCAUGCCUGAUCUCUGUUUCCGCAGAGAUCUUGAAGACACUGAAAAGGAAGAACAGGCUGCUGAGGAAAAUGCCACAACCGAGGACUUUCAGGGUGAAGGGCCUGCUCCAGCUGCUGGGCUCACUGCUACUCACCCCAAGGCUGCAGACUGUUCUGAGGCGUGCAGGUGCUCUGUGCCCACCCGGCAGCCCCCUACCGGGAACGGGAGCCUCUGCCCAUCUCUGAGGGCUGGUCCGCAGCACCCACUGCUCAGGCCGCGGCACGGGAGGAGCAACACGGAGAGGCUAAAGCUGUUCUUCCGCAGGCUCUUAAAUAGAAGAUGGAAAUAA
Molecule: messenger RNA, 421 nt
Organism: Manis javanica (Malayan pangolin)
Lineage: Eukaryota; Metazoa; Chordata; Mammalia; Pholidota; Manidae
Source: RefSeq, a predicted model, not a curated record